This is a messenger RNA of Cylicocyclus nassatus, 381 nucleotides long. NCBI's taxonomy places the organism in Eukaryota, Metazoa, Nematoda, Chromadorea, Rhabditida, Strongylidae. The record is from the annotation of a GenBank genome assembly.
AUGGUCAUUGACGAAGGUAGUUUCCAUUCAACAAGAGCGUUGGUGCUCUUCGGUUCUUUCGCUUGGACAAUCUUCAUCGAUUCUAAUGCGCUUCCCGCAGCGCCGGGAUAUAUUAAUGGUCAGCAGGGCGCAGGGCGUGCACGACGACAGCGAUUCGUCCCGUAUGUUGCGGAUGAUCGAUACCGUAGUCUAAACAGGACAGGCCCGAGGGCAUACGGAUUAGCAAUAGAAAGGCGGCUGAGAAGAUCGCGCGGAUUGAUUGAAGAGACCGGGCAGAGAACUCAAGACAGGCACAUAAAUCAAGAAUCUGCGAUGGAAUUCGAAUCAGAUAUCUUCCAAAUGCAAGUCAUACCUUUCCUAAAACAGGCAGCGUUCACGUAA